Molecule: messenger RNA, 4711 nt
Organism: Scylla paramamosain (green mud crab)
Lineage: Eukaryota; Metazoa; Arthropoda; Malacostraca; Decapoda; Portunidae
Product: longitudinals lacking protein, isoforms A/B/D/L-like
Exons: 5
Coding region: 301-1650 (449 amino acids)
Biological process (GO): regulation of transcription by RNA polymerase II
Cellular component (GO): nucleus
Molecular function (GO): protein binding
Source: RefSeq, a predicted model, not a curated record
ACAGGACGCCAGUGUGCAGCAGGCCAUAUCGGCAGGCGAGAAGCCCUAUUAUUAUACAAUAUAAUGGAGAGAGAAGUGUGUUGACGAAUCCUCUGUGAAGUUCUGCUUAACAGCAUUGUUUGGUCGCCGGCAACUCCUUGGCGACGCGUGUCACAGUGACAUGUCCGUUAUGAUAAGCUGUGUUGAAAGUUAAGCCGGAAAGCAGUCAUGUCUAUCCCUUCUAAAAGCCUGUCCACAUUACCGGGCAGUGCUUGACGGACACUACUGCAGGCUGUGUUUACCAAAACCUGUUAGGCUGCCAUGCUCCAGUUACUGCCUGAUCGCGGGUUAGUUGGGUGCGGCAAAAUGGCUGAGGAGCUUCUCUCCCUGAAGUGGAACAACCACCAGGCACACUUUGUGGACAUCCUCACAUUCCUGCGGGAACAGGAAAUCUUUGUGGAUGCCACAUUGGCCUGUGGUGGGAAGCUAUAUGCAGCUCACAAGUUUGUGCUAAGUACCUGUAGUGACUAUUUUAAGCAGAUGUUUACCAAAAACCCGAGUAAACAUCCAAUAGUGUUCAUGAAAGAUGUGACGUCACGUGAUCUCGAAGCUCUACUGGACUUUAUGUAUAAUGGCGAAGUGAAUGUUCCUCAAUCUAGUCUAGGAUCUCUUAUAAAAACUGCAGAAGGACUACAAAUAAAAGGUUUAGCUGUGCCUGAUGAUCCACCUGCUCCCAAAAGAGACAGGGACAGAGAGAGAGAAAAGAGAGAGAACAGAACUCAGUUGGACCACCACAGCCCCCCUGCCAAGAGACCGCGACCUAGAGAGCGAUCGCCCCCCCAGUCCUCCCCAUCCCAGUCCCAAGCCACCCAGCCAUCCUCGCACCCCCCGGCCGCCACGCAGCUAUCUAGAUCUCGCUCCCCACAACCCCCCAACACCUCUGGGUCCUCCCAGGUGGGCAUGCCCCCUGUUGAGGCCACUCUGGAUGAGGACAGCAGAACCAGCAUACAGAGUGGUCUCAGUGGCCUCAGUGAACAGAAUGCCAGCACAACACCUAGUCUAAGUGCCAAGCCGGGUGGGGGCAACUGUCAACAGCAGCAGCAGCAGCAACAGCAACAAGCUAAUGCUGGUGAUGGUGCGACUUCCCAAGUUGAUGCCCUCGCCCAUGGCCACAGUGGGGAGGAGCCUUCACCUGGUCCCUCUGGCCUGCACAAACAACAACAGUCAAAAGAAGAGCCAGAAUUUGAAAUAAAACAGGAAGAUGUGGUGGACCUGGGUGAAGAUGAUGAAGGGGACUGGGGUGUGGAGGGGGAUGGGGGAGGGGGGGAGUCCUCCUUGGGGACGGAAAACCCCCCCAAUUUUCCUGAAGUAAUGUUACCUCACAGCGACGGCACCAUGCCAGCCACCGGUGAUCCUGCAAUGGACUGUGAGACGGUGCGGUUCAGCUUGCGGUGCCGGUGCUGUGACAAGUCCUUCAGUAAUCGCUCCAACCUGCAGCGCCAUCUAGCCUCGCAAGCCAACUACCGCCCUUACUCCUGCCCUGUGUGUUCCAAGGCCUUCGCUCGCAAGGACGUCCUCAAGAGGCACGUGAUGAAGCACAACUUGUCCCAGUCCCUGCACGCCAUCCUCACCGAGCCCCCGGGGAUUGUGACGCUCGGCCCGCCCUUCUGAGCGCUCGUCCUCGGCACCCAACUGACUAUGUGUUAAGUUUUUGUUACUUUCCGGGGGCCAGUGUCUUCCCCGACAGGUAGUGUUCUUAGGUUAGUUUGGUCAUGUUGAAGAGGUCACACCAUCACCACCACGCUCACUCCUCCUCCUUCAUAACCUUGUCACCCACCAUCAUUUGCCAAGCAUUCCUACUUUGCUUAGCUGCCCUCACCCACACUCCUCCAACCACAGGCGAACCAUAGCCUCGCCCAUCGCUCAAUUAGCUCCACACACACACACACACACACACACUCGAACAAGUAUUUGAGUCUUGAAAAUGUCUAAAUAUCUGCUCAUUUUCUUAAGAACUUCAUUUGGUAUUUAGAAGUAGCCUAGUCUGAAUCUGUGAUGCAUUACAGUAGCCAUGCCAUCCAAUCAUCAAAGACCGCUGAAACAUUACAGUACAGAAGCUCACAUGUUACGUCAUAGGUCAUGUGGUACCGCCCUGCACCAGUGCCUGUUAACAAAUAGACCGCGUGGUAUUCUGAACUAAAUAUAACAUUACUUAAUAAUCACAUCUUCACUAUAUUUUGUCUGCUAGAUCAGGAUGUUAUUAAAUUACGUUAUAUUUGAUGAAAGAAGCACCACUUGCUUUUGUUUACAUACAGAGUUGACUACGAGCGCAUGGCAGGAGCACGCGGCAUUGUUUACAUUUUAGCGAGUGUUGGUGCGUCUUCACUGCUUAGAGAAAACACUCAAAUAUUACCACAAAAACAAAUUCAUCGUGCGUUACUUACAAUAGAAAAAAAAUGAAGUAAGUAGCCUGUCCAUUAUUUUUACCGAAACAUCAAAAUAUUAACGAACUGCGUAGAUAAACAGUGUUGAAAGCGUCACAUCCCUCAUAUUUUGUAAUAGUACCACGAGUUAACAAUGAUCACUCCACCAUUAACUCAUCAGUCGUCAUUAGUUGCUAGUCCAUCAUAGUCUUUCACUGGUGUCCUCAUGAUCUCAAAUUGCACAUGAUUAGUGAUAAUUCCCAGCGUGACUGGUUCUGAGGUAGCCAGUUGAGACCAGUAGGCGAAGAAAUUAACUGAUGAAGCCAAACUACUCUUGAAGCUCAACAAUACUCCUAAAGGCUCAGUAAUGUACCUAAAGCUCUCCCACCUCUCAGUUUUGCCCCUAAAGUUUUAAGUAAUGCUCUGAAGUUCUUCCAGUGUCACUAAAGCUCUUUAUGUAACAGCCUGAAGCUCUCAUAACUCCUUAAAAUCCUAGUGCUCCCAAAGCUCUCAUACUCUAGAGAUCACCAGUAUUGCCCCUAAGCUCUUCCAGUAAUGUCCCUGAAAGCUCUUCCAGUAAUGCCCUCUAAGCUCUUCCAGUCAUCUCAUAAAGCUCUCCCAAUUAAAGUAUUACAUUAAUGAAGUAAGAAAAUAAGUUACCAUGAUACAGAAUAUACGGUUUAUUUCCAGUUUUCAUCAUUGUAUACCAAUAUGAUGAACUGUGUGUCUAGUCACCAGCUUCUUGAUAAAUCUCAGAAACUGCAGUAGAAUGUGCUGGAAGGAAAAAAAAAUGAGAUGUGUUCGAAUCUUGGUGUGUCGCAAGGUUAAAUGUUGGGAUAUCGUUUCUCAAAAAGUGUGUUUUCGAAAUUAUGCAUCCUGUAAUAGUGCUGAAAAGACUUGUGAGUUCAUGUUUUACAGGCAUACAUACAUAUACAUAAAUUUUGGUACUCAUUAUACUCAUAUACAUAAAUUUUGGUACUCACUAUGGAUCAACUAAACUCCAUAUACUUAUUAUGAAGACUAUUUCUACUUCAUUGUGUAGGCUUCAUUUGUGUCUCUCUGGUGUAUUGGCUGAUGUGGCAGGUUAUAAAUCAAUAGAGUGUUUAAAAUCUUUACUAUUUUUCACUGUGGGUUUACUAAACUCUUUAUUACAGAACCUGUUUCACUGUGUAGGGUAGAUUCUUGCCUCCAUGUUGCAGUGACUAACCUGUCUGGUUAUAAGUUGAUAGGCUGUGGUUUGAAUUGGAUGAGCACUAAGGCCAUGGGCAGCUAUUGCUUAUGUCCUCAAUCUUACCCAGAUCUUAUGGUGAAUUUUGUACUAUAUCAGUGACAAAAGUAAGAUUUUACCUGUAUUUCAUUAUUCUACAGCUCAGGUUAAUCAGUUUGCAAGCAUUCAUAAGGCUCUCAGAUUUGAAUGACCGAUGAAAACAUAUGUGUAACUCUUCAUUAACAUUAAUUUUAGAUCAAGAGAAGAAAGAUUGGAAAUACCGUCACAGUUCUGCACUAACACUCACUUUAGAUACUCAGAGGAGAGAUAUGUGUUUAGAAUUCCAUAUAAAUAUAACCUAACCAGAAUUUACCAUUACACUCAAUAAGGACCUCUUCAUUCAUUGUCUUCCUUCUGUGCCACUUAUUAGGAGACACAAGUUGGCCAAGGGAAAUUAAUAACUUUUCUGUAUAUCUUUAUUUAUGGAAUCUCUUUUUUCUUUGUCAUCCUUCUGUUGUUAUUAGAAGACUUAAGACUGUGGAGAAAGAAAGGCAGUUUUUCUUUAUUUUUAUGUUUAUGGAGACUUGUUCAUUGUGUUCUUUUUACAUUGCCAUUAGGAGGAACUUAACAAUUGGGGAGAAACAAAGGCUAUUUUAAUUUAUUUAUUUCUCCAUUUGCUAGUGUGAGUUCAGUGCAGCUUGAAAAAUCAUUAAAACCACAAGAACAUAAUAGAAGCCACAAGAUAACCUAUAUUUGGGAGCUACUGUAUAAAACUUUACAUAUAUCCACCUAUCAUCCCUCUCCACAAAUGUAUCUAAAAGGUGUCUUAUUUUUAAAAGCUCCCGUUGGCUCACUCAUUGAUUAAGGGGUUCAACUCACUCCUCAUCUGGCUUACAGUGGCUUGGCAGGGUCACUGGGUUAUGAGGUCACAGUUCCUUGAUUUACAUUCAGUACCUGUUAUGUAAAGUCUUUGUAUAAUCUUUGACUGACUGGGAUUCUACCUUGUAUUUCUCUCUCUCUCUCUCUCUCUCUCUCUCUCUCUCUCUCUCUCUCUCUCUCUCUCUCUCUCUCUCUCUCUCUCUCUCUCUCUCUCUCUCUCUCU